Molecule: messenger RNA, 2007 nt
Organism: Melanotaenia boesemani (Boeseman's rainbowfish)
Lineage: Eukaryota; Metazoa; Chordata; Actinopteri; Atheriniformes; Melanotaeniidae
Gene: lad1
Product: ladinin
Exons: 14
Coding region: 172-1527 (451 amino acids)
Molecular function (GO): structural molecule activity
Source: RefSeq, a predicted model, not a curated record
GUAGGAACCUCACCUUUGUGGUCAUGUGACAUCUCUAUGAGCCGUACCGGGCUAAAGGUGGACUGAUUUGUGUCGCACUGAGUGUAAUGCGACUGCUGCCAUCAGAGUGUCAGUCAGUUUAUAUUUUCCUGUCGUCUGUGAGUGAGGUGGAAGCUUUUUCUUUCCUACAACAUGUCUAUCAGUCGGAAAAACUGGUCGGCUUUGUCCAGCCUAGCACGUCAGUGGACGGUGGAGGAUGAAGAGGAAGUAGAGAGGGAAAAGAGGAGGAGGGUGAAGAGCAGCAGCACUGCCGAUCCAGAUAGUGACUCCAGCCCUGCACCUAUCAGCUCAUCCACCAGUGAUGGCCCCUCUGGGACAGAAACCUCCAAUGAGACAUCCAAGGGUCUCAGCAGUGUGGAGCAGAUGCAGCUGGACUUUGUGGAGAUGCUGCGAGUGCGAGAUGAAAAGCGAAGGAUGAGACAUGUGGAGACGCUGAGACAACAGAAGGAGGAAGGGGAGGAAAAUGCAGAGGGCAGCGGAGCAGGAGAAGGUGGUGGCAGGGUGGUGUUACUGGGGGAGCUGGAUGAGGACAAGAGUUUUGUGUUCAAACAACAAACACCCCUUAAAACAUCCACCUCUAGUCCUAGCAGCAACAGCAGAACUAACAUGGCAAACAGACAGCAUGAAAAUGGAGAGUCGUCGAGAAGCGACCCUGACCCUCAGCCCAAAUCGGUUACAAGCCCAGCUCGCAAGUUUGUCAGUUCUAUGUCCAUCUCCCUCGACAAGACUCCAUCUGCCAGCGGUCGCACAACUCCCAUGAGCCCUUGCUCUCCUACGGCCACCUUGUCGCCUCGAGAGCAAUGGCCUCCAUCGUGCCAGAGUCCCUCACCUCAAGGAGCACAAAGCCCUGUUCAGAACGGACACGCGCAAGAGACCAGUUUGAAUGGCCGUUCCACCAAUGACAACUUUGAACAAGCGGCCAAACCUGCCUUCGCCAGACAGAGCUCCAGGACCAUAUCUUUUAGGAUGAUGAGAAAGAAAGAAGAGGAGAGUGCACCGCUGCAAAGGAGUGCAAGUGUACGAAUGGCCUCCAAGAAAUUUGAAUAUAACACAGACCAAAAUGAAGAUGAGGACAAAACAUCGUCUUUCCAGAGAAACUCAAGGCAAAGGAUUUCAUCCAGAUCCAUCCGAGAGAAGAUGGAGAGACUGGCUCAGGCAGCACAGAAAUCCGAACUGGCACGAUCUCCAGAUGUGACCCAGAGGACCUUGUUCCUGCUGGAAGAGGUCUCCAGGAAGAGGAGCCUCUUUGAAAAAGAGCAGCCGACACAAAGUCCCACCAGCCCGGGAGUUUCCAGACAAGAAUUCCGGAGCUUCACUUCAGGAAUGUCAGAUCGCGUCAACCGCUUGCUCAAUAAAUCCAACCAAACUGGGUCAUCAUUCAAUCCUUCUGACUUGAGACACGUGGACAUCACCAGUAAGAAGAGUUUGUUUGAGAACAGAAGGGAGGACAGUGUUUCAAAUGUCAGCCCUGAAAAAACUCACAAGUGAAGGACACACAUUAAGGAGAGGCAAAAAUCUGGACAAUCAAUGGAUGCUGUGACUGCUUUGCUUCUUUAUUUUAUUUUUUAUUCACCGCCAAAGCACACAGGACAAGCAGAAGUGUAAGCAUGUUGAGUUUUAGCUUCAUAUAAAUGAUGAAAAGAGGAUUUUGCUUUUACAGUUAGGAAGCUUCCAUCAAACAUAUAAUCUCAUUUAUUAAAAUACCAGAGAAAGAUGUUUGAACGCUGUUAAAUAAAGUGAAAAUGCAGUGAUGUUUGGUAGAAACUCUUCAGCUUUUAACUUUGAAUGACUUUUUCAAGCACUUUAAACAUAUAAAAGUUGUCGUGCUUUCAGUUGAUGCUCGCCUUUAUUGAAUUCUUGACCUGUAAUUUUGUUUUCAUCAAAUCUGCCAAAAUUAAUUUUUGUUUUCUCUUUUAUCUGGAGUGAUGGACAGAAUGCUUGUCUGAAGAAUAAAAUGUUUUACUAAUA